This is a messenger RNA of Pipra filicauda (Wire-tailed manakin), 9532 nucleotides long. RefSeq names its product collectin subfamily member 11 (gene COLEC11). The coding region runs from base 8307 to 9140 and encodes 277 amino acids. The transcript is spliced from 9 exons. The record is from RefSeq and is a predicted model, not a curated record. NCBI's taxonomy places the organism in Eukaryota, Metazoa, Chordata, Aves, Passeriformes, Pipridae.
CUGUUCAUAUAACAGAGUAAUUUCAUUUAAAUUUUGAAUUCCAUAAACGCAGAUGGGGAUUAACUGGUUCAUAGGACUUCUCUACUGUCUGGAGAGUGACACUUGUAUAUCCAAUAUUAAGUCCACUGUCUGGAGAGUGACACUUGUAUAUCCAAUAUUAAGUCCACCAGCAUUUUAAUGGUAGCCCUCUUAGGUUGUUCUUGGCACUGUUGCAACACAACUCUGGACAAAAGAGUCCAGAGUCUGCAAAAAGAAUUGGCGGUGAAAAACCUAAGUAUUCUGAGUCUCACCUUUUGGGGAGAAUGUGGAGAAUUGCUGUAGAGCAGUGGAACUGCUAAGUUUUGCACACAAGAAUACCAGUUGAAGACCUGCAUGUUCCUGACACAGGAAGAAGUCUACAUAGCAGGUGAUGUGUGACUUCUGCAAUACGAAGCAAUGACAUCUGAAUAAGGGGUUUGAAUUCUUAGGAAAUGUGUUGGGGAAGGUAUAGGUUGAAUUUGAGGUAACUUAAAUUGCUCUAAGUGGCAAAAUUGCCUUCUAGUUCUUACCUAAAAGCAGGUCCUGUACCUUCUGAACUAUAUCAGAAGGAAAUGGGGAGAAAUUUUCACUUCUGAGUGCUUGACUACAUUACUGGACAUAAACUACAAUUUUUUAGCUAUUGAUCUGGCUUUCAGAAAUGUUUGGGAUUUUUUUUUAAGUGAUGUUUUAACAUGGUUCAGUACAUGCUUGGUGGUGCAGAGAGAGGUGGGGAAGGACUGUGUUUUGGCAUCCAACGGCUGAGUGGUAGUGUCCCAUUUUUACUUCAGUAUCUUUGUUUAGAAUCACUUUACACAAGGUCAGAGGGGAGCAUGGAGUUGGGCAUGUAAAGUUCUGAGCAAAUUACAUGAAUUACUCCUAACAACCUGUUCAAUACAGUCAGUCUUUAACACAGUAAAAGACAACUAGUUAUGGAGUCAGUCUAUUUGGUGGAGAGCUAAGUUGGGAAGAAGUUGUGUAAUAGGAGCUCUUAAUAACUUGCAUUUUCCUACCUGAGAGUAAAUGGAGGACAAGUACCACAUACUGAGGGUCUUUGUAUCUUUACUUCCUUUUCCCAUUUACUGUGGUUUUGAUUGCUUCCCAUUUGACACCUCUUCUUUAGCUGUGGAGAGAGAAAAGGUUAAAACAAGUUCUGUGUUGCUUUUGCAUUGAAAAACUCAAGACUUUAACACAAGUUAUGGCAUGACUUAGUAGGGCAGGACAGAUAGCUGUGUGCUGUUAACUUUUGGUUCAGAGAAUGCAAAGAGAAGGAAAAUAUGUGCCCUGAUGCAAUUAGUGGGUAAUUUCCUGCUACUUGCUGACAAGGCUUGAAUGUUGGCACAAAAAGCAGGCUGUAUCUUUGAAGAAGUUGCCUUGCCUUAAAGCCUUUUCCUACCUCCUUUUCAAACUUCUGUCUCUGGAGGAUAAUUUAAUUCCUUCUUUAUUCCUUGACUAUUUAUUGUUUGUCUUGAAUGAUUCAGCAGAAGAGAAUUCAUCUGCUUCCCUUAGGAUUAGAUGAGGGGAUUUGUAGGUAUAGAAGAACUGCAAAUCCUGUCUCCUUUUGUGGAGAAUAAUUGUAAAAGAUCUUACACUAGGAGUGCCAGAACUUUUGAAUUUUAAAUUUUCACUGCUAAAAUGGAUAUUUCUUAGGUUGGAAAUGCCACCCGCUCCAGUCCUCCCAAAAUAAUUCGUCUUGAGUCAGACAUUACUAAGCUUCCUGCUACAACAGUCACAGAUGGCAGCCUGUGCAAAUAGAUCUUUGCUGGUGUGGAUUGGAAGAAGCAGUCUGGGGAGUAUUUGGAGGCUUACCAGAUGUUAACUAUCUUUAGUUAGAGGUUGGUGAGUCUGCUGGGACUGUGUAACCUCUGCAAGAAGAGGUGAUCCUCAGCAGGCUUCAGUAGACAGCAUUUCUUAUUUCGUGGUGAAAUGUAACUCAGAUUUGAUCUCUUCAUCAUAAUAAAAAUAUUAUUAGAGUUUCUUUUGAAGUACUGGGAGGGGGUAGGUGGGGGAGGAGAAAUCUAGUAAACUGAAUGUAAAGCUUGCAAAUGUUCCCAGGCAUUGCCAGCUGGCUAUAGAUUUUUCUUGGCUCUUGUUGCAAGCCCUUUUGAACUAUAUGAAAUGCAAAGGCCCAUGAUGGCCCCAUAAGCAAAUUCUUUGAGUGAAAGGAUAACACUGUCAAAACCCUUUAUGGUUUUUACAUCAACUAAGCUACAAGUAAAGGUGGAUAUUUGUGGCAUAAAAAUACGAGGCUAUGUGCUUUGCAAAAGACUUUAGUCCUAGUUUACCUUCAUUCACAGACUCCCUCGUGUGUUUGUGUCAGCGAUCCAGUCAGACAAUUCCCUCUGUCCCUUGACAAGCAUAUCAAGUGCAUGCCUGCAAUCUGGAAAGUCAGUUGAUGCCAUCUGGUCAAGUGCUAAUGAGGCUGCUGGAAUGCUAGCGUCAAAUGUUACCUUAACCUAAGCAGACUCCAUGUGAGAUGAUGCUAGACUUUUUCCUAUAUCUUUCGUAUACUGGCACAGUUGAACUCUGACCAUGUGAUUCCUCACUGAGUUUUAUCAGCUGCUCUGGGUGAAAAUGGGGGCAUUCUGUACUAAGACCCUGUGCGGCCGUAGUAUGUGAGUGAUAUCAAUGUGAAGAGACAGCCAUAUAUUGAACAGUAUGAAAAGACCAGUUCUUUCCUUUAGUAGCCCCAAAUGAGAAGCAAGGAAAGGUUUUACAUCUAUGAGGUGCUCUUGAGCCUUCCGCCUAAUAUUAGAGCUUUAGUUGUUUAUUUCGUGUGCAGCCUUUCACAAAUGUCUUCAAAUAUUUUUUGUCUAUAUGGAAGCCUGUGCCCUGGUGAUUUUAAUUUGAAAAGGUCUGUAGGUGUGUCACAAUUCUAGUGUGGCAGAACUUGCUUGAAGUUUUGGGUGGUAAGUGCUUAACCUAUCUUGUAUUAAUAUGGUAAUAUAUGAUAACAUCAUGUUUGAGUAGCCCUUCUUGAGUGCAGGUGGGAACAACUGGUGAGUUUUAGUGUAGCGAUACUCCCAGCAGUGUGUGAAGGAAGUCCUGUCACUCCUGCGUUGUGGACUGAAAUAAUCUAUUUCAGUUUUUUCUGAAUUUUUUAAGUGGGAGGCCUGAGUUUGAUUCUUGGUUACAUUUGGAAGUCAGAGCAAUACCCAAAGCUAGGCCUUUUCUACUUUGUGGGAUGUGCUAUCUCGGCCACUAGAAGUGUAUUAGAAUGACAGAGAUAAAGGUACUGAUUACAGAAAGUCAUGAAGCCUCACAGAAAGAAGAUUGUGGUGCCAGGCUGUAGGAGUGUGAGUUUUCCUCUCCUCCCUAGGGCUCUGACUGCAACAUUGAUCAGUGCCAUUGCUUGACUGCUUUUUAAUCAAGUGACUUUGCUCUGCCCUUUGCUCCCUGCCUUAAGAGUGCUCCUGUGAAAAACCUGCCUUCUGCUGAGAGCAGAGAGAAAAGUGACAUGAAAUCUCUUUGUACUAGUGCUCUGUUCCCUGCAGAGAGCAACAGGUAAAGGAUCUUAUUUAUGUCUUACCAUCAAGAGGAUAAAGUUUGUUGGAUUUGUUACAGUCUGUGAGUUCAGGUAUCUCCUCCUCUACCUUCCAGUUACUGUUACUCUUUCUUGUUUUCAGGAAAAUCAUUCUUAUCUUAACAAUACACACUUGCUGCUAGCUGUUGCUAACUGAUGAAUAGCUAACGUUUUUCAUUAUUGAAUAUCGAGUUAACAUGUCUGGCUCAGUUGUGUUCUGCCCCUGGAGCAGCAAAGAUAGAAUUAAAUCCAAGCACUGAAGAGAAUUUCAGUUUCAGAGAUGGGGACUAACAGAAAAAGCACUACUGCUGCAGUGAAUGCUGCUUAUAAAUUUUGUGCCAAAAAAACGUUAGUGCAACAUCACUAAUGAAGUUGAAGGCCAGAUUUUACACAGCUGCAAAUAAAAUUAAUGCUGUGUUUUGCUGUGUCUGCACUGAUCUUUCCCACUAUACAUCUCACGUAUUGCACAGGAGAGGUGGUAAGGAUAGCUGCUGGUGUCUGCCUGCCCACAGAGGUGCAGUGGUGUUGGGGCUGUGCUAAGGAAAGUGAUUUGGAUGGAUAUCUUCAGGAGGAUAGAUCUACAGACAUAUCUUAAUGUUUAAUAAUUAAAGUUUCCUAUUUGCAUGGCUAAGCAGUUACUGUUAUGUGAAGCCAGAGGGAAUGGGACACAUCAUUAAUUAUCUCGAGAGCGGAGGAGGGGUUCCACUUCGUGUGCCUGUGUGCAGGUCUGUACCAUGGAGGAGUCCUGCCUCUUCUGGGAGUAUUUUGGGAGUGCCCUGGGAGGCUUAUUAAGGGCUGGUUAGCGAGACAGCCCUUACUUUCAAGAGCCAGAACAGCAUUUGUGAUGGCCUGCAAUAUCUGAGCUCAAGCAAUUGAGCUCAGAUAUUGAUUUCUUAAGGAGUUUGGGCAUUGGAAAUUUUCAUCCCUUGGGAAUAUCUGACUGGGAACGUUGCUGAUACUAUUGGAUGCUUUGCUAAACCCAAGGGAGAAUCAGGUGUGGCUGGAACACUUACUGGUGAAGACUGAGGCAAAAAAGUUGUUGAGUGCCUUGGCCUUCUCCGUGUCCCAGGUAAGCAGGUAUCCUGUUUCCUUGCUAAGGAGGACCCACAUUUUCCUUUUAUCACUGAUGUACCUAAAGAAGGUUUUCUUGUUGCCUUUGACAUCUCUGGCCAGAUUUUAAUUUUUAAUUCUCUCAGGGCUUUAGCUUUCCUAACAUGACCCCUGGUUACUCAGACAAUCUCUCUGUAUUCUUCCCAGGCUACCUGUCCUCACUUCCACUCUGUGUAGGCUUCCUUUUUGUGUUUCAUUUUGUCCAGGAGUUUGUUGCUCAUCUGUGCAGGCUAGUAUACCAUAGCCUCUGGAGGCUGUCCCUCUUCAUCCAGCAAGGGCGACUGAAAGUCUUUUGAAUCAGCUCUUAGGUGCUACAGUGUCUCAGGCAGGCAUGUUAACAUAAUAAAGAACUUUAGCUUAAUUGCCAACAGCUACUGCAACCUGCUGAUGGCCUGAGCUGCUCCCAUUUGGUCCAUGCAUCAGAACACCAGUUUGCACAGAGUAGCCUGAUUUAGAUGAUGUAAGCAAUAUGGCUACACAGCUUCCACUUGGCUUUCAAGGUGGGCAAAAGUUAUUUAUGCCCUUCUGUAUAGGGACUAUGCCUUUUUCUCUCUUACGUGAAAGAAAACUAUGUACUCACUUAUUUUUCCCUUUCCUAGAGAAAGCACUUCUGCUGCAUUUAUAGUGUUUGCCCUUUCCUUUUGAAUUCUGUUAAUUUAUGUUUGUUUUCACUUCUCCAUCCCCAGUGUUGAUUCCUACCUUUUCUACUAACUUUUCCUGAACGGCUCUAUUUCUCCCUUGAAUUCUUUUUCUGGCCUCAAAGUUAUUUGCAUAUGUUUACAGGGAGAGUAGAUAUGUAUGUAAAUGGAAUUGUCUUUGCCAUGGUAAUAUGAUCUUCAAAGGCUUGGACUGCAGUCACUUUGCUGCAUUCUUUACAUAAAAUGUUUGUCUUGGCAAGUCGCUGCCAACAGAGUGCUGCAAGGGCCCAAUCCUGCUAAUUGCCUUCUGCUCCCACUGAACUCAUGGGGCUUAUAUGUAAAAAAAAAAUCCCCAAAGCAUUCAAAUUAGAGUUGUGUGUUCUUUACACAGUUAUGUUCAUGUUCUACCAUUUUGUCCUUUCUUUACUGAUGUGAUCUGGAAGUGAUCAUUGGUUCUUAACUUUUCAUGACCAUUUGGUGUGUGUUAAAAUACAGGAGUCUGUAGCAAUGGAGGGGGGUAGCUAGGUUCCAGUCCAACAUUGGUGGUUUAGGAGAGGUCUGCCUUUAUGAAGGUAGUCCACAGGGAGUCCUGAGUAUGAGACAUCACUACCUCUUUUUGUACCUGUUUUUUGUCUUUACCAGCAAAGCUGGUCAGUGUAUGCUUUGCUGUGGGCUGCAAAAUCAUGAGCUGUGGUGGGUAAGGAAGUUGCACACCCCAGGGCUGGGGAGAGAGGAUACGUAAUCUCGUGAGCAAAGCAGGAAAAGAGUGCAUCAGUGCCACGUGUCAUCAGCUUGUAUUGCAAGCCCCACCACAAAAUUCUCAGUGGAGUGGACCUAUGCCUUCCACCAGAGUGGAUCUGAGAGGUGAUAAGGUGAACACACACGUGAUUCUACUGCAGCGUCCUCAAGUCUCUCAGUCUAAAACCUUUUCUGUGUUCUAAUACUUUCCUGAUCUUAGGACUGUGGAAGAUGGAAAAGAACCUCCUGCUACUGCCCUUAGAUCCCAUCCUGUUCUUCCAGUAAGAGGUCAUAUAUUGGGAGUUACCCAGGCUCCCAGCCCUCUGGGUGCUUGCUUACAGCAUGACCCCUCAAACCUUAGCUGGAAAAACUGCGAAGGAGGAAGAGUGGCAUAGGGUGCAGGCAGAUAAUUCACAAACCUUUUUUGUAGCUAUCAGAGCUACUGUCUUACAAAUAUAGCAGCUAUCCAUUAGGGAGUAUUAAUUGGUAUAGUCAUAAGUGCUACUCUCUAUUUGCUCUGGAAACUGAGAGAGAAGCCAUUUAUAUCUGUUGAAGUAUAAACUUCUGUAACAGUGGGGGGUGUUCUCAAAAUCCCACUUACCACAGGCAGCUGGCCCCAGUUUUUUUCCUGCUUGAACAUAUGUGGAGAACUGUGGUUUACCCAGGGCUCAAACUAGUCUAACUGUUUAAGGUAAAAAUCAGAAUUGUUUAUUUAGAAGCUAUUUUUGAUAUCACCAAAGUGAUAUUAAAAGGUGUUUCGAAAAGAAAUAAUUUGUGAAGAUGCUUGCCAUGUGGAUAAUUUAGCACUUAGGUUGUUGUGGAGUGUUGAGAUGUGGCUCUGAAAUAGUUGCAUGUUUUACUCAAGUCAAGAAUGCUGCAGGCAAUUGCAAGAACAGGGAGAAUUUCAGUAAGGGGAGAGUGUGUUAAUUAUCCAUGCAAGAUGUUCACACUUGCUGCUGUGUUUCAUAUGUUUUCAUAUCUGCUGAAGCAAAGCAAGAAAAGUGUUGUGCUGGGGCAGUGUGCAGGCAUGGCUUAGAUCUGAAUAGAUGUAAAUGGUUAAAAAGGGGUUCUCUGCUAGAGAGGAGGAGGGGAAAGUAAGAGUGCAUUCCCAAAAAAGUACAUUCCCAAAAUAAAAAGCUUACAUCAUGGACCUCUUCAGUUUUCCCACACUUCUUUCCUAAUUAUUGUCCUGCAGGACAGCUGAUCUAUUUCAAACAGGAAGCUGUUUACAGAUAACACUUGCAACUGUUUUGUCUGAUUUGUUGAACUGUCGAAAAGCAAAAGACAACCUCUUUUCAAAUUAAAAACUGUCAGACUUCUGUAAACAGCAGCAAUGAGGUUCAUCUGUGCAGUGUCCCUGCAGGCACAGAGCGUUCUGCAGUUCCCAUUUUCUCAGCAGCCAUAAGAAAUAAAACUGUGUGUGGGGAUAGCAUCAGGUACUCAUGUAAAUGCUUUAUGGGAACAGGGAUGAACUGAGAUGGUUUAGACACAGGUUUUAGAAGAACUGACACCUACAUUUGAACCCUGAUGCAGACUCUAUAAAGUAUUUAAUCUGCAACCUCUUCAGAGAUUUCUUCUGUUAGUGGCUCUUCUCAGACCAAGGUAAUUUCCCUGAGCAUUUGUACAGAUCUGGGUGUUGUGACCUGACUGACACUAAAGAAGCUCAUUUUUCUAGAACAAGUCUGUUUUCUCUGUGAGCUGACCUAACACAAAAUAGGGUGAGGCGUAUCUCCUCUGUCACUGAGGCUUGUAAGCCCAGCAGCAGGUAGUGGGGAAUAUGCUGAAGCUUCAUUGGAGGUUUUGUUUUCCCCAGAAAAUCCUUCAUAUCUGGCUGCUGAGCAGAGCUAACAAGCAGCCUUGACAGUUCUCUACUUCUCAAUGUCUGUCUCAUCUCUGAGCUGUGUAGGAGUUUGCAAAGGCAGAUUAAUAUUUAACAUACCUGGAGUCUUUGAUCUUUCAAUUGGAGUCUGAAUACAUCUAAAUCCUGAUAAAAUGCAGACAGAGGAGAUGCUGCUGCCUUUUAUUCACUGAUGCAGAGACUGGAGCACCCUCCUAAUUUCAAUUCCUUCUUCCAUCUCAGGCUGUUUAAUUCUGCUCUCCAGCCUGUCUGUCAAGAAACCUUAUCACCAGUCUGCUGGGUGCUCAUGCUGAAACUGCCUAGUUUCCAGGCUUUCAGCUGUGUAUCUGAACCACUUGGCUUGAAAGCCUCUCUGUGUGAUCUUCUGAAUCCUGAAGUGCCCCUGCUACAAGAAAAAGGAGUCAGUGACCUGUAAGUGCUCAUUAUGAAGAGAGAUCUGGUUUUCUUGGUGACUCUAAUUAGCCUUGCCUUCCUGUCACUACUAAGGUCUGGAUAUCCUCAACACAUUGCAGAGGAGUCCUGCUCUGUUCAGAUUCUUGUUCCAGGCCUCAAAGGGGAGGCUGGAGAAAAGGGGGAGAAAGGUGCUCCAGGUCGUCCAGGCAGAGUUGGACCUCCAGGAGAAAAAGGAGAAAUGGGGGACAAAGGACAGAAAGGCAGCAUAGGACGGCAUGGAAAAAUUGGUCCUAUUGGUUCAAAAGGUGAAAAAGGAGAUAAUGGUGACAUAGGACCACCAGGUCCUAAUGGUGACCCAGGCAUCCCCUGUGAGUGCAGCCAGCUAAGGAAGGCUAUUGGUGAAAUGGAUAUCCAAGUAGCCCAGCUGACAACGGAACUAAAAUUCAUAAAAAAUGCACUGCCCUCCCCCGCAGCUGUUGCUGGUGUGCGUGAGACAGAUAAUAAGAUAUAUCUGCUGGUGAAGGAAGAGAAGAGAUACAAGGAAGCCCAGCUCUACUGCCAUGGAAGAGGAGGGACACUGAGCAUGCCCAAGGAUGAGACUGCCAACAGUCUGAUUGCCUCGUACAUCAACCAAGCUGGGCUCACCAGAGUCUUCAUUGGGAUUAACGACCUAGAGAAAGAGGGAAAUUUUGUCUAUUCCGACCGGUCACCCAUGCAGACCUUCAACAAGUGGCGCAGCGGGGAGCCCAACAAUGCUUACGAUGAGGAGGACUGUGUGGAGAUGGUGGCCUCUGGAGGGUGGAAUGAUGUUGCAUGUCACAUUACCAUGUAUUUUGUGUGUGAAUUUGACAAAGAAAAUGUCUAAGCUUCUCUGCUCUUUCUUUAUUUUAAGAAAAGUUUUUAAGCCAAUUUUACAGGUUACUCCAUGUUUAUGAGUUCAAGUGGCAUUUUGCAAGUAUGUGGCACCAAUGUUGUACAGCUGUAAAUACAAUGUAGGUAUUUCAAAUAUCAGUAUUUACCCUUCAGAAGGGAAGAGCAGUAAUAAGACAUAGCUUGUUUUUUUUAUUUUUCUGUAGAAAAAAAAAUAUAUUUAGAUAAAAAUGUGGUUUGGGGCUAAAUUUUGCCCUUACAACAGUUAACAAAUGUGAUUACAUGACUGUAAAGGGAAGGCAGAAUUUGGCCUCUAGUUGUUAGAAUGAUUAGAAUUAGGUUCCUGAUAUUCUUUUAUCUUAGCAAAAUUUGUAGUUAUGAAUGUUA